GAAUGAAAUUCGUUUUAUUUAUUUAUGGCAAAAGUCAAAAAAAAUAUUGUAAGUUUGUGUUGUUUAAAAAAGAAUUUUUUUAGAAGAUUUUAUUUUCAAUUUUUAAAUUAAAAAAUAUUUCUGGGUUUGGUUGGUUGUUGGAAAAAAUGAACGACUCUUUUGAACAAGUUGAGAGUGAUGAAGAAAUAGAGGUUACUGCAAAAGAAGUUUAUGAAAAAAUACUUCAGGCUUGGCUAAAUGAAAAAUUUUCUCCGGAACUACUAGAAUCAAGAAAUGAACUUAUUGAAUGUAUGCUUGCUCAAGUUAAAGAAAUAGAAAGUGGAUUUAUUCAGAAAAAUAAAAGUUUAGAAUCCACUUUACAAAAAGUUGAACUUGAAAGAGUAAAAUUUGUUAUAGCCAGUUAUCUGAGAGAACGCUUGAAAAAGAUUGAAAAUAAUGUCGUUCAUGUAUUAGAAAUGGAGGCUUUAAAUGAAACUUCAAAACUAUCACCUGAAGAAUUAGCUUACGCAAAAUCGUAUGUGUAUCAUCUCAGGUUUGCAGAUGCUACUCAAAAGCACCUGAAUACAUUAGCACUAGACCAAAUGCCGGUUAAUAUGCAAAGCAUCGAAAGAACAAAAACAACUCCCCGUCCUAAUCUUGAUGAAUACAUGUUCAUUCGAGUUAACGAGAAGCAAACUCAAGUGCUUAUUGAUCCAGAAGAAGAUCCGUUAGAUUUAGAAGUUGGAUCGCAACAUAUAGUUCGUUUUAAGCCUGUAGGGGCUCUUGUCGAGAGUGGAGCAAUAUCGUUGCUCUGAUUUCAUAACUGCCAAUCAAAAGAGUCUUUUUAAAUUAGCCUAUUCAAAUGUGUAAAGUGAUCGUAUAUAACGCAAAGUUGAAAAGCUUUUUAAAGAUAAAUGAAGAUUUUUGUCAUAUAUUUAUAUUAAAGCAAAGUUGAAAAGCUUAGUAAAGGUAAAUGAAGAUUUUUAUCAUCUAUAUUAGUAAUAGGUGUAAAAGUAGACGUUGCUUUGAAAUGGUAAGAAA
Hydra vulgaris (swiftwater hydra) is the source of this 1020-nucleotide messenger RNA. Its product is annotated as DNA replication complex GINS protein SLD5. Gene Ontology annotation, cellular component: GINS complex. Lineage: Eukaryota; Metazoa; Cnidaria; Hydrozoa; Anthoathecata; Hydridae. The record is from RefSeq and is a predicted model, not a curated record. Gene Ontology annotation, biological process: double-strand break repair via break-induced replication; DNA-templated DNA replication.